AUGGUGAAUUUAGUUCCUCAUGCUCAUAUUCUUGGUUCCAUUCUGGCAGUUUCUGCUGGAUUGGUUGUUGGUAAGGAAGGACCAAUGGUGCAUACUGGUGCCUGUAUAGCAAAUUUACUUGGACAAGGAGGCUCUCGGAAGUAUGGUUUCACUUGGAAGUGGCUCAGAUACUUCAAAAAUGACAGAGACCGAAGGGAUUUGAUUACUUGUGGGGCUGCUGCUGGUGUGGCUGCCGCUUUUCGCGCCCCAGUUGGUGGUGUACUUUUCGCCCUUGAAGAAGCUGCCACUUGGUGGAGGAGCGCUCUACUAUGGAGGACCUUCUUCACAACUGCUAUUACAACUGUUGUAUUGAGAGGUCUCAUAAACUUUUGCCGUGGUGGCAACUGUGGACUCUUCGGACAAGGAGGACUCAUCAUGUUCGAUAUGCAUUCUUCAGUCCCUACUUAUACAAAUGCAGAUCUGCUUGCAGUUGUACUAAUUGGAGUUGUUGGAGGUCUUUUAGGAAGCCUAUACAAUUUUUUUGUGGACAAAGUGUUGAGAGCAUAUACCUUCGUCAAUGAGAGAGGCCCUUUUUACAGGAUUCUUCUUGUCACAGUUAUUUCCCUUCUAACAUCGUGUGUCGCCUACGGCCUGCCUUGGUUUGCCAAGUGCAUUCCAUGUCCCAGCGGCACGGAUAAAGAGUGCCCCAAGAUUGGAAACCUCCAUUGUCAGCCCGGACAUUACAAUGAUCUGGCGUCCCUUUUCCUCAGCACCAACGAUGAUGCCAUCCGCAACCUGUUUAGUUCGGAAAAAGGCAAUGAGUUAGAAAUCUCCACACUGAUCAUUUUCUUUACUGGAACCUAUUUCCUAGGCAUUGUUACUUAUGGCAUUGCUGUCCCCUCUGGCCUCUUCAUUCCUGUCAUACUUGCUGGAGCCACAUACGGGCGCCUCGUUGGGAGGCUAUUGGGCUCUUUGUCUACUCUUGACCUCGGCCUCUUUUCCAUUCUGGGAGCUGCUUCGUUCCUCGGUGGCACCAUGAGGAUGACAGUAUCGCUUUGCGUCAUACUCCUAGAGCUUACCAAUAACCUACUCAUGCUCCCUUUAAUAAUGCUUGUCCUCCUCAUUUCGAAGACAGUGGGAGACAGUUUCAACCGCGGUAUCUACGAUCAAAUUGUGAAGAUGAAAGGGCUGCCAUACUUGGAAGCCCAUGCGGAGCCAUACAUGAAGCACCUGGCUGCAGGGGACGUUUGCUCCGGCCCGUUGAUCACCUUCUCUGGCAUUGAGAAGGUUGGGAAUAUAAUGCAUGCUCUGGAGAUGACCGGGCACAACGGGUUUCCAGUGGUCGAUGAGCCUCCAUUCACAGAUGCACCGGAGCUCUGUGGCUUCGUGCUGAGGUCUCAUCUACUGGUGCUGCUCAACCGGAAGAAGUUCGCCAAGAACAGGGCGGUGUGUGGUGGUCAGGCUCUGAGGAUGUUCGAUUCCUUCGACUUCGCUAAGCCUGGGCUGGGGAAGGGGCUUAAAGUCGGCGACUUGGACUUAACCGCGGAUGAAAUGGAGAUGUAUGUUGAUCUCCAUCCUAUCACCAACUCAUCACCUUACAUGGUUGUAGAGACCAUGUCUCUUGCCAAAGCUGCCAUCCUCUUUCGACAACUUGCCCUCCGACACUUGUGUGUUAUCCCCAAAACGCCCGGGCGAAAUCCGGUGGUCGGAAUCUUGACAAGGCACGAUUUUAUGCCGGAGCAUGUAUUGGGGCUCUACCCUGAGCUUAUCCACCACAAGUAG
This is a messenger RNA of Salvia hispanica, 1761 nucleotides long. The record is from RefSeq and is a predicted model, not a curated record. Lineage: Eukaryota; Viridiplantae; Streptophyta; Magnoliopsida; Lamiales; Lamiaceae.